UGUCAUCGGUUUAAAAUUUUCAUCAUAAGCAACAAAAAAUAGUGGCAAUAAAAAAUAUUUCGGUAUAAGGAAUUUAUUGAUUGAUUCUCAUCUCUGUAUAAAAGGGAUUUAUUUCAGUAUUUUCUAAUUAAUUUAUCAUCAAAGCAACAAAUCUCUUAACAAUAUUUAUUCGGAAUUUAGACUAUUUUGUUAGGUCAUUAAACUUGAUAAGCAGAAUCAACAGAUAAUGCCAGUGAUGUAGCAGAAUGGGCUGCAAAAUAUGUGACAAAAACAAUAAACGACUUUCAACCUGGACCCAACAAAUAUUUUGUUUUGGGACUUCCAACAGGAAGCACGCCCUAUGGAAUGUAUCAAAAAUUAAUUGAAUAUCAGAAAGCUGGAAAAAUAUCUUUUAAGUAUGUGAAAACCUUUAAUAUGGAUGAGUAUGUAAAUCUCCCAAGGGAUCAUCCAGAAAGUUAUCAUUAUUAUAUGUGGAAUACGUUUUUUAAGCAUAUUGACAUUGACCCCAAAAAUGCCCACAUUUUGGAUGGUAAUGCUCCAGACUUAGUUAAAGAAUGUUUAAACUAUGAAAAUAAAAUUAAGGAAGCUGGAGGCAUUGAUUUGUUUAUUGGAGGAAUCGGACCUGAUGGCCAUAUUGCCUUUAAUGAGCCAGGGUCAUCUCUGACAUCUAGGACAAGAGUUAAAACUCUAGCGCAGGAUACUUUAGAAGCAAAUGCAAGAUUCUUUGGAAAUGAUGUUAGUAAAGUGCCCAAACAAGCUCUUACAGUUGGUGUGGGCACUGUCAUGGAUGCCAAAGAGGUCAUGAUUUUAAUAAAUGGGUCUCACAAGGCAUUUGCCCUCUACAAAGCAAUUGAAGAAGGUGUGAAUCAUAUGUGGACUGUUUCUGCAUUUCAACAACAUCCUCAUACCUUGAUAAUUUGCGAUGAAGAUGCGACUUUGGAAUUACGAGUCAAAACUGUUAAAUAUUUUAAGGCUCUAAGUGAUGUUCAUCAAAAACUCAUUCAGGAAAACGAAACGAUGGAAAGAUACAGGACUCUGCAUUAGUGUCUCCAAGUGAGUUUGUCAGCUGAAAGUCGAAAACUGAUCGAAUGAUGGUACUAUAUGAAACUAGUAAUCAAUUUAACAGUGGAAUCAUUGGUGUCUUUUGAUAUACAAUUGCAAUGAAAUUUUAUUAAGUUAUAUGACA
Cylas formicarius (sweet potato weevil) is the source of this 1186-nucleotide messenger RNA. RefSeq names its product glucosamine-6-phosphate isomerase (gene Oscillin). The transcript has 8 exons. The coding region runs from base 346 to 1044 and encodes 232 amino acids. NCBI's taxonomy places the organism in Eukaryota, Metazoa, Arthropoda, Insecta, Coleoptera, Brentidae. Gene Ontology annotation, molecular function: glucosamine-6-phosphate deaminase activity; identical protein binding. Gene Ontology annotation, cellular component: cytoplasm. The record is from RefSeq and is a predicted model, not a curated record. Gene Ontology annotation, biological process: N-acetylglucosamine catabolic process; D-glucosamine catabolic process; carbohydrate metabolic process.